GGCAGUUCCCCUGCGCGCUCUCCGUCCUGCAGGCUGUGCUCACACACACUCACACUCUUAAACCAAUAGGAUACUGGACACACACUCACUAUACUUACAAUCUUCAACUGCAGGCACAGACACACACUCUCAUUCAUACAACUACAGGCAUCCAGACACUUCCUGAGUUCACAUCAGAGGCAGGUGCAGACACUCUCACUUUACACACACUUAUUUCAGUACAAUGAGGACACUUGUGCUUUGCUUUUGUACCAGUCUGCUGCUCACAGCCACCUUGGUGCCGCGCACUAGCCGGGCAGCGGACCUUCCAAUCAACUCACACCAGAGAUGGGACGCCAGAGGACCCUACUCUUUGGGAUCUGACUCUGGUACCCCUGUCUCUUGCCCCAUGAAACUGAGACCCUCUGGCCAGUGUGGGAGCUCCGGGGCUGGGGCAGAGGAGGGGGAGGACUGCCCUUACCAGCUCACCUUGCCUCCCCUCACCAUCCAGCUGCCCAAGCAGUUCAGGCUGUUGGAGAAGACGAUGAAGGAGCUGCAGAGUCUGAAGGAGGUGGUCAAUAAGUUGAAGAGCGGGUGCCAGGAGUGCCGUGGGGCACGGGGCAAUGAGGCUUUUGUACAUCAGCAAGCUGACCAGGGACAGACGCAGAUCCCAGUUCAAAGGGACACCGAAGAUGUGAGACUCGACCUGACAGGGCAGGAUGUGCAAGCUGGGUCCAGCCAGGAGGAAAGGGGAGACGGGAUGGUGCCUAGAGUGGACAAUGCUGGACCAGGUUCUAUUUUUGGGAAAAUUACACCGAGCCCGAGCACUAUGCAGGAGAUGCAGGUGAAGCUGAAUAGGAUGUCGGCCAGCCUGCGCAACGCCAGGAGCCAGAUCUCUGCUCUGCAGGGUCGCCUGGAGGGGCUGAACCUGCUCAACAUAGACAAUCUGCAGGCUAUGGUGGACAGGAAGGUGGAGAACAUCACGGGAGUGGUCAACAAGCUGAGCUCCACAUGCACCACCGCGUGUCCAGUGCAGAAUUCCCCUCAGUUCAUCUUAGCCCCUCGGGACUGUUCAGACUACAAUGUGCUCGAGGUGAGGAAGAACGGCGUGUAUCGCGUGACCCCUGAUCCUCGCAACGGGACAUUUGAGGUCUUCUGCGACAUGGAGUCCUAUGGAGGUGGAUGGACCGUGAUACAGCAACGGCUCGAUGGCUCUGUCAGCUUCAACCGCACCUGGGCCGAGUAUAAGAAAGGUUUCGGGAACCUCAGAGGUGAGUUCUGGCUGGGCAAUGACCAUAUCCACUUGCUGACAAAGGCCAAAGACAUGAUCGUGCGUAUUGAGCUGGAGGACUUUGAGGGUGUGCGGGAGUAUGCCAAGUACGACCAGUUCUAUGUGGCCAAUGAAUUCCUUCGCUAUCGGCUGUCUGUCAGCGGAUACAGUGGGACAGCCGGGAAUGCCAUCAGCUUCAACAAGCACUUCAACCAUGACCAGAAGUUUUUCUCCACGCCCGACCGUGACAACGACAUGUACCCCUCUGGAAACUGCGGCGCCUAUUACAGCUCCGGCUGGUGGUUCGACGCCUGCAUGUCUGCCAACCUCAACGGGAAGUACUAUCACAAGAGGUACAAGGGAGUCCGAAAUGGGAUCUUCUGGGGAACAUGGCACAACAUGACGACAGAGUACUACCCCACCAACUACAGGCAGGCCUUCAAGACUGUCAAGAUGAUGAUACGGCCCAAGAACUACGCUCCUUAAGAGGGCAGGUACAGUGAAUUAUCAUGAGUGUAGUCAGUCAGACAAACACAAACAAAGACAGUCAGAAAAAUGGAAGAACAAGUAGCCUGAGAAGCUCAUACACAUGCGCAUAGUCAUGCAUUUGCACACAUUUACACAUGCAUACGUGUACAGCGAAAAAGAAGUCCUAUAGACAGUUUGAAUGCAGUAAUAACAAAAGUAAUUGUGAAAAAAAUUAACUGUGCUAUUACUUUUUUCCACUGGGGUGAGCCUGGCCUUCAAAAUGUUGGAUUAAAACGAUGAUAAUAAAGGACAAUGGACUAUGAACGAUGAUGGACUAAUAAAAAAACCACACAUGCAGUGUAAAGGCCAGCCUCCUACAGGGGCCAUAAUAUUAAACGGAGGGUUACCAUGAGAGAUUUUUUCGCUCUUUCUCUGACAUUUCUCCACUUCCUGUCCUGGUGCCUCCUGCUAUAAACCCAGCUGAGACGCACCACAGCACACAAUGGUAGUAAAAACUAAUGAGCUAUCACUCUCUCCACUCUGAAUGGUUUAAUAAUUAACAGCAGCCACUCAGGUGAGGUAUAUGAGAGCUAAGUUUUAAAGUGGGUCUGAAAUUCAUUGUCACAGACCUCACGCUGGGGUCAGAGUGUUUGAAAGAAAACCUACAGGAAGUGGUAUACAACACUUACAGGUUCUCUGUCGUUUAUUUAAUUACACUGGGACAUUUUACUAAUGUAUAACCAUCCUUUACAAUAAAAAACACCCCAGCAUAAAUAUGCAGCCUGAGAUAAAUUUAUAUCAGAUCACUCCCAAGUACAUUCUGCAUUAUUGAUGCUUUAGUAAAUUCUUCUUGACAGCAGCUGCAGAGCAGGACUGCUGCAAGAUAAAAAAAAAAAUGUUUUUCCACCCUUGGGUGCACUGAACUACUGCACAUCUCUUGAUGCCACACACCAGUUUUCAUAUGGAGAAAAAAAAAAGUAAAAAAAGUGUCCUCCCUGACUCACCACUUGUACGAUACUGCUGCCUGAUGUUAGAAAACUGUAUUGCAUCAUUUAAUCCAUUCUAUACACACUGUGAAUGGGAAGGAUGGGGAAAGAAAUGUUUCGCUUUAAGAACGUGUACAGUAUUUAUUUUAUUUUGUGAGGUAUGAUAGCUUUUAUAUAAUACAUAGGUCCUACAGUAUAAGUUUUGACGAUUGUUGAUAUUCGAGAAGCGAUAAAGACUGUGCAUUAUUGUGACCAUUCAUAGUAAUUUUGUGUGUAUUUGGAGCUUUGUGUGUACAAUAUUGACCUUUUCUAUCAUUCAUAUUCAACUGUCAUGGCAAAAGAUUAUGCACUUUUGAUAUCAAAAAAAUGAAUAAAGUUCUAACUACAUGGCUGUAUACAUCGCAGUGUCUGGUAGUUUUAAAUCACA
This is a messenger RNA of Acanthopagrus latus (yellowfin seabream), 3130 nucleotides long. It is a transcript of the gene fgl2a, whose product is annotated as fibrinogen-like 2a. The transcript has 5 exons. The record is from RefSeq and is a predicted model, not a curated record. NCBI's taxonomy places the organism in Eukaryota, Metazoa, Chordata, Actinopteri, Spariformes, Sparidae. The coding region runs from base 224 to 1735 and encodes 503 amino acids.